Molecule: messenger RNA, 1659 nt
Organism: Micromonas commoda
Lineage: Eukaryota; Viridiplantae; Chlorophyta; Mamiellophyceae; Mamiellales; Mamiellaceae
Exons: 1
Coding region: 1-1659 (552 amino acids)
Biological process (GO): peptidyl-lysine monomethylation
Molecular function (GO): protein-lysine N-methyltransferase activity
Source: RefSeq, a predicted model, not a curated record
AUGCGAAAAUACCAGCUCAGGCACUGUAAGUUUCGCUUUUCGUUAUCCUGCGAUUGCACACACGAAGUUGCACGGCCCAGGGUCAUGGCCAAUCUCGCGAUGAUGUCCGGCGCCGGGGUGCGCCGAUGGACACCCCCGGCGUCGCCCGCGCGAUCGUCCCGCGUGCUCGUUCAUCUCUCCAUCCCGCGCGGGCGCAACCCUACCAUCCGCAGGUUUUCCUCCGUCAUCGUCGCCGAGGCGGCCUCCGCGGUGGACGCACGACAGCUCGAGUACGCCGCGUGGAGGAAGGAGCGCGGCGUCCAGGCGAAGAACGUCGAGGUGGCGUACUUCGGUGACGUUGACGACACCGUGAUGCGGUAUCGCGGCAUGAAAGCGAUGGGGCGGGUGAACGAGGGCGACGUGCUCUGUGAGCUGCCGAGGGAAUCGUGCCUCGUGCUCGCCGACGACGCCGAGCUCCCUUUCCCCGACUUCUGCACCAACGAGCUCUGGGCCAAGCUCGUGGAGAAGAACAAAUGGGCCAUCCGCGUGGCCCUCAACCUGCUGCGUGAGGUGGACAAGGGCGCCAGCUCCGGCUUUCACCCGUACAUCUCCCAGCUCCCGAAGGAUUUCGACCUCCUCUCGGAGUGGACCGACGAGGAGCUCAAGGAGCUCCAGUACCCGCCCGCGGUCAGGGCGGCGGAGGCGCAGCGGAAGGAGAACGACGAGGCCAUGGAGCUCCUGCGGAAACACUCCCCGGGCACCCUCGAGUCCGUCACGCCGGAGAAGAUGGCGUGGGCGCUCAACAUGGUCCGGUCCAGGGUCUUCUCCGGCCGGCUCAGCGACAACGCGGUGACAAAGGCGAACCUUCUACCCCGCGCGCUCGCCGCGGGAACCGCGUUCGCCGCGUUCCUCACGUCUCAGACCACCGAGGGGAGGUGGCUCGCGGUGUUCGCCAUGCUCGCCCUCGUCGUCUUUGACGCGAACGACGGGGACACCGACCCCGGCUCCCCAAACGCCCCCAAGCUCGCGUACGUCCUCAUGCCCCUCAUCGACGCCUUCAACCACAGGACCAUGCCCAAGACCGAGUUCGAGUUCUCCUCCGACGCCUUCAGGCUCAGGUCCCCGGCGGGGUACACAGCGGGCGAGGAGGUUUUCAUAUCCUACGGGCUCCUGGGUAACGACGAACUCGCGGUUCGGUACGGAUUCGUCGAUCCGACCAACGACCAGGACACGUGCGUGUACGACGGCCUCCUCGCGUGGCUCCGGGCGAACCACGAGCCCCUGAAGAAGGCGGCGGGGGCCGCGCCGGACAGGGCCAAGGCUGUGCGCGACGCCAGGCUCGAAACCUACGCGUCAAUGGCGGUCAUCAAGGCGAACGGCGAGGCUGAUUCCAACGUCCUCUGGGCGCUUCGGUGCAUGCUCGCCACGCCGGAGGAGUGGGCCGCCGCGGGGGGAAACGCGGAGGGGAUGAAGCUUGGCGGGGGCGCGCCGGAGAAGGCGGCGUGCACCGCGCUCGCCGCGGCGUGCAGGGCGAGGCUGGAGAGCAUGGGGACAACACUGGAGGAGGACAGGGAGAAGCUCGAGCGCGGCGCGAGCGGCCGGGAGAGGAUCGCCAUCCAGUAUCGCGCGAGGAAGAAGGAGAUCCUGCGGGCGUGCGUCGAUAGGUACGACGUCAAGUGA